Cherax quadricarinatus is the source of this 7973-nucleotide messenger RNA. The record is from RefSeq and is a predicted model, not a curated record. Lineage: Eukaryota; Metazoa; Arthropoda; Malacostraca; Decapoda; Parastacidae.
AUGAAUGUGUCUGCAGUUCUAGAGUUCUCAGACUGGUGAUCAGUCAGAACGGCCGGGCGCUGCACAUAGUGUCUCAGCACCAGUUCCUGGACUCACCAGAGUGGUUUGGCGUCUCUACUGACGAGUUCUUCCAGGUGUCAGCGACGGCCAUCGAGGACUCUCGAGUGCUCAUCUGGCACCGUGACAAGCUCAAACUCACCAUCAUGGGAGACCAGUUCCUACAAGCGGUCUUCGACCACAUCCUGGGCCGCGACGUGGUCAAGAAGUUGAUGCAGAUUGCAGAGUUUAGAAGAGUCAACGAGUCUCUGUCAGGGAUGGGCAAUGGUCACUGCGUUGCCAACCUGUCUGAUGACAGCGAGAGCAAGCCGCUACUGGUGGUCAAGAAAGGGGAGGAGUCGGGGAGCAUAACAGCCAUUAUCAACCGGCAGUUGCAGGGUGGUGACGAUGGUGGGCAGACUCUGGUGGAGCAACAGCUGGAGGCUGCCGUUGUGGAGAGUCCUAAGACUCUUGCUUCUCUCACCAGUUAAUGACACUCCUCCGUGGAGACUCGGACGCAUUGAGGAAACAGAUCAGGAGACUCCAGUAUGAACCACAUGAGCUGGGGUCUCCCCUUCUCAACGCCUUCAAGCUCUUCGCUCCUCAACUAGAGAACGUCGAGCACUAUCACCACCUCGUCGAGCUUUAGAUGCUGAUAAGGGUCAAUCAAGGGAUACAAAAGCCUCCAGUGCUUGCCAAGAUCCCCUGAUAAUGGUGUCUGUUGUGUUGUAAUAAUGAGAUUCUCUGUGACAUUUGAAGCUUAGUAGCUGAGUUUCAGCUAAAACUUCCUUAUAAGAGCAAUGAUUGUUUAAGACAAUUGCUCUUAUUUAGGGAUAAGACAAUUGCUCUUAUUUAGGGACUGGUUAACCAAAAUUUUGCUUUCCAGCACUUUUGAUAUUCAUGUGCAUACUACUGGUAUAUGUUGAUUGAAAUAAUUUUAACACACACACACACACACACACACACACACACACACACACACACACACACACACACACUCACACACACUCUCACACACACUCUCACACACACUCUCACACACACUCUCACUCUCUCACACUCUCACACUCACACUCUCACUCUCACUCUCUCACACUCUCACACUCACACUCUUACUAUGUUACACUAAAAUACUGUAAGCAAGCUUUUAAUGCGGUGCCACAUACAAGGCUACUGAGAAAUCAAGCCAAGUUAACUAGAAAAGUAAUAGUAAUAAUGGAUAAGAAAGUUGAACAAUAGAAAAAAAUUUUAAUGUAAAAUAUUGACCAAAGUUGAGCCUGUGGCUUGACUUUCCAGGUGACUGCCUGCUUAGCCAGGCUGCUGUUAUCUGCAGCCUUUAGGCCCGUACAGAAAUUACACCGAAUCUGAUUCAGCACUUGCUGUAGGAACCAGUUGUUUCCUCUUGAAAACUUUAUAUCAACUGGUAAAAGACUAAAGAGUAAUGGUGGGUGGAUGUUGACAGAUUUCUCUAAUGAAGGUUAUAAUCCAAGAAUGUGAAAUUUUAUGGAAAUUUAUAGAAUUAUGGAGGCACAGAGUUGACAGUCUGGACACAAUUUAUGCAUUGGUGCUUUUGCCCGCUUUGAGUCUUAUUUCAAGCCAACUCCAUUGCUCAAUUCAACCCAGUUCCUGUUUCACUAAUAUGCGUUCCAUUUUCUUGACCGAGUGCAAGAAACUGCCCAUUCAGCUAUACAUCAGAAUUACCUUAUAAAAUGAACUGAAGUCAGUAAUUUGCCCAAUUUUACACAAAAUUCCAAUUUAAAGAGUCCAAAAUGACGACUAUGUGUGUUCCAGCAACUAAGCAACCUAUCCUCUGUACAUUAAUCGCAUCCCCAGGCCUCUACUAUAAUAUACUUGCUCUUCAUUUUGAAUCCACCAUAACGCAAAAAAAAUCACUGUUACCCUAUUUCUCAGAUACAUAAUACAAUAUAACCAGGAAUGAUUGGCCAUGGUUUAGGGCAUUCCAAUAAUUGAAGCAGGCCUAGUAAAAACCCAUAAAACAAACCAGGGGAAGGGAUGGGGGGACCUUAUCCUUCCUAAUGAUAAUCAUCAAAAAGCACUACUUUGAGGCUUAUUUCAAGGUAUUAUUUUGGGCCUGAAACUGACCAAAAUCAUAUCUUCCAUUCUAUCAAUUGAUACCAAGAAAUACCAACAAAACCAUAAAAGCUAAUGUAAAAAAAAUACUUGAAAGUGGCUAUUUUAAACCAAACACAAGGUCAGGGUUUUGUUGUCCCCCAUCAUGUACUGUUUAGGAAAAGUUUUUUUUUAUAAUGCACAUACUUUCCUAGACCCAUUCUCUCAUAUCUAGGCCAAAAUUUGCCACUCGUAGCAUAUUUGAGGGCACUGUACUUUAAACGUACUUCUAUGUGAGCAACACUAUCAGUAACAUAGAUCUAUGUAAGAGACAGCGAAAGGGUUAAAAAACAGAAUCCAAAAUAUAGUGUAGGCAUUCCAGUCACUAAACCAACCUCUCCUCUGUUCAUUAUCAUGUUUCCAGGUCUCUUAUAUAACACAUGUCCUCCAUUUUUUAAUCCAUCAUCAUAAACAAAAUCAAAGUUUUACCCUGUUUCUCAUAUAACAAAAUAAAAGACAGGAGGGCCUACCAUUCCUCAGGAAAAUCACCAUAAAUCAAAUAUUUCUGCCACCUUGAGGCCUAUUUCAAGCUGCUGCUGGUGUAAAUCCAAACAAAAUCAUCUUUCAUUAGUAGUGUAUGUCCUCCAUUCUAUAAAAUAACCUGUUGUGUACUGUGUGAGACAGGUUUUUUUUUUCUGUGCACAAACUCAUUCUUUUAUGUCUAGGCCAAAAUUUGCCACACGGCAUUAGAGGGUACUGUGCUUGAAACGUAAAUCUAUGUGAGCAACAGUGGGGUCACUAACAGAUCUACAUGGGAGACAGUGAAAGGCUUUAACAGGCGCUGGACAGAAGUCUGGUGUAAGGCCGGAUUGAUAGGGUAGCAAAUCCCUCAAAAUUGGUCAUAGACUUGAGGUCUUCCUACACUUUUGUUUGGCUUUCAGUUUGCAUUCUGCUGUAAGUUUUGACAUCCUUAAUUUAACAGAUGCAUAUUAUUAUAAUCAAAACCAAGUGCUAAACCCACAAGGGUCAUACAGCACUGGAGGGCAGGGUGUGCUUGCUAGAUUCGAGACUAGCGAGGGUGGAGAGGAUAAGAGAGGUAGUUAGAAAGGGCUAAGAGGAGUGCCAAAGGAAGUACUAUUAUCAAAGUUUGUGUUGCUGUCAGAAAGUCAAAGGGAACAGGAACAUAGUAUGUACUUAAUUCUUGUAUUAUUAAUAUAUACUAUGAACAAGAUAGUCCAAAACUAAUCCUUGCGGAACUCCAAUAGAUACACCCUUCCAUCCCGAUAGUAAUCAUUCUUGGUUUUCUAUUGGUCAAGCACAUCCUAAACCAUGCUAAUAAUUUUCCUACCAACCCAGUUUUUCUUUUCCAGUUUGCUUAAUAGCAUUAUAUGUGGCACCGUUUAAGUUUUAUUUUACAGCCUAGGAAUUUGCAGUCUAUCCUUCUCUUAUCUGACUUUUUUUUUUAUGUAGGCAAGAUUUCUGUGGCAAGACCUACUUUGACUCAAUGCUGGUGUUAUGUGAUGAGUUUACCAUAGUGGUUUGUAGAUGUUCAUUUAUUUUUUUAAGUGUGCUGGUAUAUAUAUAAUCUAGUAAUUUGUACUUUACAUUUGUUAGAGACAGGUGUGUAGGUCAGUUUUCCUGCCUGUCAUUCCUUAAAUACAGGUAUUGGCAUCACCUUUGCUACUUUUAGUGAUACGAAAGUUUCCCCAAUAUUUAUUUAAAAAAUUAGAGUGACUUUCACAGCAUUUUAGCUCUAAUUCUUGGUGAUAUUCCAACAGGGUCCUGAUGCUUGUGUCAAGUGUCAUCAAGAGUCUUUUUACUUAUUAAUUAGUAGUUUUUCUUUAUUUAUUUAGUAAUUUUUGGUGGUGUUCUUUCCAGUUUGUCCUCCCUUCUAACUAUAGCUGGUUUUUGUUCAUUUGUGACAACAUUGAAAUUUUCAACUUUGCUUCUCUUAUCAUUGUUAUUACUUAUUCCCUUGUCAUUUUUUAUUCUGUGACUUUGUAGUAGUUCUGAUUGUAAUAUUAAGUGCUAAGGCCAAAAAGGGUUGUAUAGUGCUGCCUCACCUGAAGAUAUUUUAAUUUCCUGGGUGGACUGUCUUCUUAAUUAACUGUAUUUGAGAAAACUUCUCUUUCCUUCAUAAUCAUCUUUCCUAUACAUCAGUUUCUUUUAUUCCCAUUUCAUUUUAUUUUCCCUAGGUAACAGACCAAAGAAAAUGAUCAUGACAGAUUAUACAUUAAAUUUUCAUUAUUGGUCUUGAUAUAGAAAAGAUCCAGCCUACCCUUCUUGUAAUCACUUUGGUUAUUAAAGCUUUAACCUUUUAAAAUAUGGCUCUUAUUCUUGCUAUCAUAUUACUCUUCCAAACAAAAAAAAAAAAAAAAAAAAAAGUUUUUGCCUCUCAUAUCUCCCACCCUUGUUUCAUAAUUUGUCUUCCAACCUUGAAGACAGUUCUUUCAGUCUCUAGUCAUUUUGAUAAACAGAUUGGGGUUCAAAUCUAUGGCAAGGCAAUGUGCUAACGCUAACUACUGUUCCAUGCCAGCCUGAUAAGAUUCAUUAAACUAGGUGCACUUUUAUGCACUAGUUAGGUUAUCAUGGGGCUUCCUAGUACAGUAGAACUUCGGUUUUCGUUUGCUCUGCUUUUCAUUGAAUUCAGUUUUCGACAAUUUUUUUUUUUUUUUUUUUUUUUUAAAUUUUAUCCCGGUUUUCGUUCAUCACCUCAGUUUUCAUCGAGUUGACAGUGGUCCAGCAUACUGAACGUGUCCGCCUGCGCCCACACAAAGCAUCUCAUGCGUUCAGUUUGGCUUUGUUUCUCGUCGGUAGAGGGUGGUAGUCAUGGUGGUAGAGAUAACCUCUACUCCCUCUUCCCUUCUCGCUGUCUUCCAUAUGCCAACAAGAGUCUUCGAUAAAGGUAAAAGCAAAGUUAAAUGUUCAUAUAUCCAUUUCAUUAGUCCUUUAUAUUUAUUUCUCAUUGGUUUCUGUAAAACUAUAGUUAUUCUCUAUAAAAGGUAUUUUUUGUUAAUACUUUUGGGUGUCUGGAACGGAUUAAUUGGAUUUCGUCAAAUUCGGUUUUCAUCAGACUUUCUAGAACAAAUUAAUGACAAAAACCAAGGUUCCACCAGAUGUACAGAAAUACACCUAGUUGGAUGAACAAAUCAGGUUGGUGUAGUACAGUGGGUAACUCGCUGGCCUGCUAGUUUUCUGACUAGCUUGUAAAAGUAGGAUUUGAAUCCAUGACAAGUUUUCUCUACCAGUGUCUACUGUCGCUCUCUUAAGGUACUGUACAAAUGACUCCCAGGUUUCUAUGCUCUUUACAAUCUCUACAUAACCCUUAACACCUUUCUUUUGCUAGGUCAUUUUCCAUCAUCAAUUCCUAUCUCAAUAUUUUCCUUUUGUUUUUCUUACUUAAUCCUAUUUUUCAUUUGCCAUUUUUCCUGGUAUUUGUUCCCUUUCUGAUUACUGUUGCCUAGUUGUAGCUACAGGAACAUAGCUAUGCUUGUGGUGUCCUGUCUUCUAUUUAAUUUGUCAUAUAUAAUUUUCUUGAAGUUGGCAGGGGUGGUAGCACUUACUACCUCCUCUUGGAUUUCAUUCCAGCAGUCCAAAACUCUGUGAAUAAUAGCUUCCUAGUAUCCUUUCAGCACUUUUUUUCCAGUUUACAUUUGUGCACAUGCAGUGCAUGUGCACUAAAGAGUAAAAAAUAACUGUGCAACUCCUAAAUGCAGUACACACAGAAAACAGACAACAAAAAAAACAGUAAAUAAAACAAAAAUGCUUAACCAUGCCCAAAAUAUUAGAGGCAUUGUUAAAAUUACUGUUUACUACAGUUUAAGAUAAACAUUUCCAUAUUUUCUGGAUUGUAAAUAUUAUUAUAGUGUAAAAGAAAAAUACUCGGGUUUUGUAAAUAAAUUUGAGUAGAUAAUGAGUUACAUGUUGAAAGUAAUGCUGAAUGAAUGAAAAGUAAAAUAAUUUAGCCAUAUAACAUUUUAAGAAAUGUUCAUUAUCUAUGUUACUUUUUGUAUUACAAUGCAUUUAUAUGAAAUUUUAAAAACUUUUUAUGGCUUUGUUAUUGCAGGUUUUUAUGGUCUGUGAUCUUGGUUCGGUUUUUCCCAAACCCAGGAAAAAGAUGCAUCUCAGCAUUUGUGAAAGCUGAUUCUAAGUCAUGUGUGUUCAGCAUGAACAGGUCUUUCAGGAAAGUUCACAUGUGGAACUAGCCAAAAUCACAGUUGAUACAAUUAUCUGAUUAUAUUCAGUUAAAUUUUUUCAUUUGUCAAAAAAAAAAAUGUCUGAAUAUUAUUUUUGUAAGCAUUGGCUCUAAUGAGAUUUAUUGAAAAGCAAUGUGAUGUACUUUAAGGUUAUUAACCCUUUCAGGGUCCAAGGCCCAAAUCUGGAGUCACGCACCAGUGUCCAAGAAUUUUCAAAAAAAAAAUUUGUUAUUUUUUCUUAUGAAAUCGUAGAGGAUCUUUUUGUGAAGGUAAUAAAACAAAAAGUACGAAAUUUGGUGGAAAAUUGACGAAAUUAUGCUCUCGCGAAUUUUGAUGUGUCAGCGAUAUUUACGAAUCAGCGAUUUUGCCGACUUUGACUCCCAUUUUAGGCCAAUUACCUUAUUCCAAUCAACCAAAUUCUUAGCUAUUUCACUAGUAUUACUUCUAUUCUAUCGAUUGAGCACAAGAAAUCGCCAAGUCAACUGUUUCAACUACAAAAUAAAGUGAUCGGAAAUUGUUAAUUUGGCCAAUUUAACACAAAGUUCAAAAUAUUCCAAUUUCAAAAUAGGGUCCAGAAUAAACAAUGUAGGCAUUCCUGGCACUAAACUAACAUUUCCUCUGUUCAUUACUUAUGUUUUGAGGCUUUACAAAUAAAUUCCAUUUUGAUUUUUUAUUCACAUAAUGAAUUUUUAUUCACACCAAAAAAUAGAAGAUUUACUGUUAUUCAAUACUGUAAGAAUUGUAUAAAUAUCAUCACCAUAUUUGUGAAUGUAUAUUAGACCCACCAGCUGAUGUGUAUUAGAUGUGUGAGGUCGUUUGUUUACUCUUGAAUAUCGGCAAAAAUUUAACAUUUCCGCUACUUUGAGCUCAGUUUCAAGCCAUUCCAGUGCUAAAACCAAUCAAAAUCAUCUCUAUUUCUGUAAUAUGUCUUCCAUUCUAUCAAAUGAGACCAAGAAAUCGCAAAUACAACUAUAAAAAACAUACGAAAAAACACUGCAAAGUUGCUGUUUCAAUCGAAAAAUCAUGAUUUCAUUUUUUUUCUCUCAUUAUACACAGUGUGCUGCAGGAUCUGUUUUAUGUGGUGCACACAUACCACAUAUAUGUAUUCUCUCAUAUCUAGGCCCAAAUGUACCACUCACAGUUUAUCAGAGUGAGCUGAGCUCAUGGCGUAGAUCUACGGUUUGGACACUCACCAUAAAGCCGUAGAUCUACGGGACGGACCCUGAAAGGGUUAAGAAUAAGAAGGCUGUGGGUAUGACAAUGUUAUGUAAAAUCAUUCAUACAUAUAGAAUUAGUAUCUAAAUUUUGCAUUAAUUUUUACACUAGCAUAGAACUUACAUGUGAUAAUAUACUAAGAAAAUAAAUUUUCAAGUUAGAUUGUUUUGCAGUUAUAUAAUUUAAAUAUUUUCCUCUUUUUCUGAAUAUAAAUUUAGUUUUAUUCAAAGAUUUUAGUGUAAAAUUUACUGGUACUGUACACAUUACCACCAUAAGACAUGUUGAACCUAGCAAUAGCAACAGGGCUUUUCUUUCUGAUCAUUAUAAUGAAGUUGUGAUUUUGCCAGAGGAAGUCCUUUGGCAGGUAUGAGAUGAUGUAUUUGAUUGUCAGUUUGUAUUGCUCAACCAUUUGACCACCUUUGUAAUGAGGGCAUGACAAGUAAAUUAGAAUAGCAA